UCUCAACCAUAAGUGUAUAAAUACAAGGGUUGAAGCGUUUUUUUCUAUCGUAAAAGUAUUGUGAUUACUUAGUUUUCUCCCCUAUCGUUAAUUCUCUCACUCAAAUACUCUUUCUUCUUGAAACUAUGGCUGCAGAAAAAUCAUCAAUAAAGAUUAUCACGCUGAUAGCAGCCGACGGCUCUGUUUUUGAGGUAGAACCUAAUAUCGUGAAGGAGAUGAAAACCGUACAAUCUUAUAUCGAUGAAUUAGAUCAAAACACCGUAUCAAUUCCUCUCCCCAAUGUAUUCGGUAACGAUCUUGCUAUGAUAAUCGAGUAUUGUAAGAAACACGCUUCAGAGGAAGAAACUAAGGAAGCAAAAGAGGAGUUUGAUUUUGAAUUCGUGAAGAGGAUGAAAAGCGAUGACAAAUUACGCCUCCUUCAAGCUGCAAGUUAUCUCAAUAUGGAAAGUUUUCUUCAAUUUAUGGCAAAGGCUAUUGCUGCUGAAAUUGAAAAUCAGAGUGUGGAAUUUGUUCGUGACUAUUUUCAGAUCGAGAGUGAUUUUACGCCGGAGGAAGAAGCUGAGUUACGCAAAGAGAAUGAAUGGGCUUUUAAAUAGUGAUUUGUUUAUUGGAUUCUAAAAUAAGAUUAGAAAUUACCCUAUUUGUGUAGAAAUUAGAAAUUGAAUGUUGAAUUUUGUUCAAUUAUUUGGUGAAGUUAUAUGGGAAACAGUUUAAUUUUGCGAUUUGUUUUGAUAGUG
Cicer arietinum (chickpea) is the source of this 737-nucleotide messenger RNA. Its product is annotated as SKP1-like protein 14. Lineage: Eukaryota; Viridiplantae; Streptophyta; Magnoliopsida; Fabales; Fabaceae. The record is from RefSeq and is a predicted model, not a curated record. Gene Ontology annotation, biological process: ubiquitin-dependent protein catabolic process.